Messenger RNA from Aspergillus wentii DTO 134E9, 1563 nucleotides. RefSeq names its product putative GABA permease (Uga4). NCBI's taxonomy places the organism in Eukaryota, Fungi, Ascomycota, Eurotiomycetes, Eurotiales, Aspergillaceae. Gene Ontology annotation, cellular component: membrane. Gene Ontology annotation, biological process: transmembrane transport. Gene Ontology annotation, molecular function: transmembrane transporter activity. The coding region runs from base 1 to 1563 and encodes 520 amino acids. The transcript is spliced from 6 exons. The record is from RefSeq and is a predicted model, not a curated record.
AUGGCGGCGACGGCCGCCAGCUCGACUUAUGACGAUUCUAGUCUUGGAGAGGCGGGGGAUAAAGAUUUGUUGGCGAAGAUGGGAUACAAGCAGGAACUGCGACGACAAUACACAACGGUGCAGAUUUUCGCGGUCGCAUUUAGUAUCAUGGGCUUGGUACCUUCGAUCUCGUCAACACUCGCGUUCAACCUGCCCGCGGGGCCGGUAGGCAUGGUUUGGGGUUGGUUUACAGCAAGUAUCUUUAUCCUUUUUGUCGGACUAUCGCUGGCGGAUAUGGCAUCCGCGAUGCCUACGGCGGGCGGUCUUUACUGGUGGACACACUAUUUUGCUGGGGAAAAGUGGAAGAACCCGUUGAGUUUCUUGGUCGGAUAUAGCAACACCAUGGGUUUGGUUGGUGGCAUGUGUUCUACGGACUACACUCUUUCCCUGAUGAUCCUUGCAUGUGUUUCUAUCGCUCGCGAUGGCGAAUGGUCGGCUUCUCGAGGAACCAUCUACGGUGUCUAUGUCGGUAUCAUUAUCGUGCACGGUCUCUGCUCAAUCUACGCCGGGCGGAUCAUGCCGAAGAUCCAAACGUUCUGUAUUUUUGUCAACAUCGCCCUUAUUGUCGCGACUGUUAUCGCUCUCCCUGUGGCCAAGGUGACGAGGGGUGAAUCGCUCAACUCGGGAAAGUUUGUGUUUGGAGAUCUCCAAAAUGUCACCGAAUGGCCGACGGGAUGGUCGUUUAUCCUCUCCUUCCUGGCGCCUAUUUGGUCGAUUGGUUUCUUCGACUCGUGUAUUCACAUGAGUGAGGAGGCUUUGCACGCAGCCAAGUCGGUUCCUUUGGGUAUUAUCUGGUCUUCUGGAUGCGCCUGCACUCUGGGAUUCUUGGUGUUGUCUGUGGUUGCGGCUACGAUGAACCCGGAUGUGAACCAGACCAUUAACAGUGUGUUUGGACAGCCCAUGGCACAGGUUUACUAUGAUGCGAUGGGCAAGAGAGGUGCUCUUGGAUUCAUGGGCGUUUUGGUCGUGAGCCAGUUUCUGAUUGGACUCAGUUUGGUCACUGCUGCGUCGAGACAGACAUGGGCUUUCUCGCGUGACGGUGCCCUUCCUUUCUCCAAGUUCGUCCGCCAUGUCAGCAAGCGUGUCCAGUACCAGCCUGUCCGUGCUGUGUGUGGAUUUGUCGCUGUGUCCAUCAUCUUCGGAUUGCUCUGCCUGAUCAACUCGGUGGCCGCCAACGCGCUCUUCUCGCUGUUUGUUGCCAGUAACUACAUUGCAUGGGGAGUUCCGAUUCUGUGCCGCUUGGUUUGGGGUAAGGAGCGGUUUGUUCCUGGCGAGUUCUACACGGGUAUUCUCAGCAAGCCUAUUGCAAUUGUUGCGUGUGUGUGGUUGCUUUUUGGACUGAUCUUGUCCAUGUUCCCUACUACUGGACCGAAUCCAUCGCCGGAGGACAUGAACUACACCAUUGUUAUCAACGGAUUUGUGUGGUUGUCUGCGGCAGGCUACUACAUUUUAUUUGCGCGCAAGUGGUACACCGGACCGAAGAUGACGGUCGACCCUCGCGAGUACCAAGAGCACCAAGAGUAA